This is a messenger RNA of Cordyceps fumosorosea ARSEF 2679, 1002 nucleotides long. RefSeq lists its product as hypothetical. The coding region runs from base 1 to 1002 and encodes 333 amino acids. Gene Ontology annotation, molecular function: (3R)-hydroxyacyl-[acyl-carrier-protein] dehydratase activity. NCBI's taxonomy places the organism in Eukaryota, Fungi, Ascomycota, Sordariomycetes, Hypocreales, Cordycipitaceae. Gene Ontology annotation, cellular component: mitochondrion. The record is from RefSeq and is a predicted model, not a curated record. The transcript is spliced from 2 exons.
AUGAGCCGGCCAAGCUGCCAGGCGAGUGCACGAUGGGCGCGACAGUUUAGCACCUCGGCGCAUCUCCGCCGGCCGGCCAACGCGCAAGACGCCGCCUCGCGCCUCCUCGACGACUUCGCCGGCAAGACGGUCAGCCGGCGGCAGCUCAUCGACGGCAACCAGCUGCAGAAGCUAUCCCUCACCCUGGGCCGCACCUCCAUCGGCCCGCACGACGUCACCGCGCGCCCGCCGCCGACCGGCACCCCCGUCCCGGCCGGCCACCACCUCGUGUACUUUACGCCCGACGGCGUCGAGGCGCAGCUGGGGCCCGACGGCUCCGACAGGACGUACAACGCGGCGGCGCCGUUCUCCCGGCGGAUGUGGGCGGGCGGCACGAUGCGAUGGCCCUCGGCUGCUGGUGGCGGCGGCGCACCCCCGGUUCUCCGGGUGGGCGACGAGGCGGAGGAGCGCACGACGCUCCUGAGCGCAGAAGCCAAGAGGAGCCGCUCGGUGGGCGAGAUGGUGCUCGUGGAGGUGGUCAAGGAGCUGGAGGGGCCGCAGGGCGUGGCCGUCGUCGACAGGCGCUCCUGGGUGUUUCGCCUGGAGAUCGAACCGAGCCUUGUAGCGACGGCGGCGCCGGAGCCGCCGAGACGGACGAAGCAGGGCCCGACGGUGAUUGAAGAUGUAGAAAACGGAUCCAAAUGCCUGUUUCGCUUCUCCGCGCUCACCUUCAACGGUCACAAGAUUCACUACAACGAGGGCUGGACGACCGCCGUCGAGGGCCACCCGGGCGUGGUCGUGCAUGGGCCGCUGAAUCUCAUCAACAUCCUCGAUUACUGGGGGGACAUCCACGGGGACGGGCGGGCGCCGAACGAGGUUACAUAUCGCGCCAUGUCGCCGCUGUAUGCAGGUGACCAAUAUCAAGUGCACACUGCCGGUGUAGAGGACGGUACCGACGGCAAAAAGUACCAAAUAUUGGCCGACAAGGAUGGUGUCGUGUGCAUGAAGGCUGACGUAUGGUAA